AUCGCCACCUUUCACGUCGGGAAGGGACGCUCUCACCUGGGUUGCUCCGCCGCCCCCUUUCUCCUCUAAUACGUGCCAGAGUCUUCUCGAUCUUCGAUCCCUUCCACUGCGUCGUCAGGGAAAUCUCCAGCAGGCAUAAUGUCAACUGUUACUGUUCCACCCGUAUGCAUGCUGAGAGGCAACACCAAAUGCCAGUGCAACUCUUUGCUGAUCAAAAGCCCAUCCUCACUGAGCUCCAUGAAGCGUAUCUCAAAAGCAUCAUCGUUGAGGGCAUCCAACCGCUUCAGGGCAUGUGCUAUGGCAUUCUACAAGGUGAAACUCAUCGACCCGGAGGGGAAGGAACAUGAGAUCGACGCUCCAGAUGAUAGCUACAUUCUGGAUGCAGCCGAGGAUGCAGGAGUGGAGCUGCCAUACUCAUGCCGAGCUGGAGCAUGUUCGACGUGUGCUGGUCAAUUGGUGUCGGGCAAUGUCGAUCAGUCGGAUGGAUCCUUCCUCGAUGAAACACAGAUGUCGAAGGGUUAUAUCCUGACCUGUGUCUCCUAUCCGAGAUCAGAAUGCGUCAUCUACACUCACAAAGAAGGCGAACUAUAUUGAUCGUAUUGGCAUCCUUUCUCUGUUUGUGCUCGGAAUGAAUCAGACGUAUGUAUCUGUCAUUUAGCCUCUUUUUUUUUGUUGUCCAGAGGGUCAUGCCUCUACCAGAGGGAGAUUCUCUCGCACUUGCUUUCAAUAAGCUCGGUACUACUACUGCACUACUUUAUGUUCAGAUUUCUUGACAUCAAGUGUCUCACGCAUUCUAUGUUUAGCAGCGAUUAUUUAGACCUA
Messenger RNA from Musa acuminata subsp. malaccensis (wild Malaysian banana), 822 nucleotides. The record is from RefSeq and is a predicted model, not a curated record. Lineage: Eukaryota; Viridiplantae; Streptophyta; Magnoliopsida; Zingiberales; Musaceae.